UAUAUCAUAAAGUUGUGUGAGUAGAAAAAUUAACGGAAUCGAUUCGAUCGAUAGCGAUCGUAUUUUCGACAAUUUUUUCGGCUAUUUUUCAAAUAAUAACAAUAAUAAUAACAAUCAAUCAAUAAAUCAAUAGAUAAAUAAAUAAUAUCAUAUUGAGAGAUAGUGGUGGAAAUAUACAUUAGAAAAAAAGAUCCUAUAGCGAGGAUAUCGAGCAUAGAAGAGAACACUGCCACUGUGAUCUCUACACUCGACCGAGAGAAGAACGAAAUGGCAGGAGUGCGAGCAGCGUGCCGUAGUGUGCUAUAUAAAUAAUACUUCGCGCAAAGACAAAUCAGUCGACUUGCGGCCGCCGUACCUGUCACGGUAUAAAAUGCAACGCCAAUAACGUAGACAUCGAAAAAUUAAUUUACCAAACAACAUAUAUAUAUAUAUAUUUAUACAUAUAUUUCGUUCGAUCAAAUUCAAAACCUUUCAAUCCCUUUUUCUUUUUUCCUUAUUUUCGUUUUCUUUUUCUUUUUCUUUUUUCUCCUUUCACCCUCUUUUCUCUUCUUCCUCUUCCUUCUUCGUUGUUUCUUUUUCUCUUUUUUGUCUUAUUUAUUUUUUAAAAUUUGAUAUCCUGAGAAUUGAAAUCCCUUUUUCGAUCGAUCGAUCGAUCUAUCGAUCCAAUCUAUCAUCAGUCGCAGAAUCAAAGGAAGUUAAAAGAAGAGAUAAAAGGAAACUUGUGAAACCCGUGAACGAUCCGUGAUCCACUAGAGCAAGGAUGUCGCACGACAACUUAGGAUUUACAGCGAGUACGGAUGCUUUGGAGCCGAAAGGAUGGCACUCGAAUCCCGUACCGAUGCAACAUAAACCCGCCCAAAAAAAUAACCGAUCUAGUAUUUAUACGUUGGAACUAGAAGAGAAGAAGAAAGGUAUUCAAGAAUACGACGAUGAUUAUGAACCAUACGACCAUAGAACGGUGGCACAUCCGACCACAAGUGUGGAGACUUUAUUCCAUCUACUGAAAGGUAGCUUAGGUACUGGUAUUCUUGCAAUGCCAAUGGCCUUUCACAAUUCGGGAUAUGUGUUAGGCAUGAUCGCUACAAUAAUCAUAGGUUUACUUUGCACGUAUUGCAUGCGAAUACUCGUUACUUCGAUGUAUGUUCUCUGUAAAAGAAAAAAAGUAGCAUCCAUGACUUAUCCUGCGACCAUAGAAGCUGCUCUCGAGGAAGGUCCAGCAUGUUUGAGGCGGUUUUCGAAAUUAUCGAUACACGUAACAAACACUUUCCUUCUGAUUUAUCAACUGGGCAGUUGUUGCGUCUACGUCGUGUUCAUUGCAAAUAAUUUAAGAAGGGCAUUCGACAGUUUUCUUCCCGAUCACAUAAGGAUUCAUAUGACCGACAAAAUAUACAUGCUACUUAUACUGUUGCCAUUGAUAUUUAUUAACUGGAUUAAAAAUCUAAAAUUUUUGGUGCCUUGUUCAAAAGUUGCCACUACAGCGACGUUCGUCAGUUUUGGUAUUAUAUUGUAUUAUAUAUUCAAGGAUCCUUUAUCCUUUGACGAUCGUGAACCAGUUGGAAAGAUUGAAAAUUUUCCACUUUACUUUGGCACUGUACUCUUUGCUCUCGAAGCUAUAGGUGUGAUCAUGCCAUUGGAGAACGAGAUGAAGACGCCUAGACAUUUCACAGCUCCAUGUGGUAUUUUAAACAUUGGUAUGGGCAUCAUCGUCAUUUUAUACGCCGGAAUGGGAUUUUGUGGAUAUAUACGUUACGGUAGUGACAUCAAAGGCAGCAUCACGUUAAAUCUUUCAUCUACGGAGGCAUUAGCGAAAUGUGUACAAAUUCUUCUCGCAUUGGCCAUUUACUUCACACAACCGAUUCAAUGUUACGUCGCGAUCGACAUAGUAUGGAACGAAUAUCUUAGUCCACGUCUUGAAAAAAAUUCAUACAGAAAGUUAUGGGAAUAUUUCGUCAGAACUGGCCUUGUACUCAUCACAGCUCUAUUGGCCAUCGCAGUCCCAAGUUUGGAAUAUUUCAUAUCACUAUUCGGUGCCCUAUGUCUCUCAGCUCUUGGUUUAGGAUUUCCAGCGAUCAUUCAACUCUGCACAUGUUGGAAGGAAGCCGAUCGAUCGACCAAGGCGUUCAUGCUGAUGAAGAAUUUAAUCAUUGUUGUAAUCGGAGUUAUCGGUUUGGUAGUUGGAACUUAUACGAGUUUACGAGAGAUCUUCGAGAAGGUCAUAUUAAAGAGCACAAAUUGAUCGAUCGAUGAUUAGGGGAAAAAUACUGAUGAAUGAAACUUGACUAGUGAGAGUAUACCGGAAUGCUCUCAGUCACGAGAUAGUAACCGGGAAUAAAAUUGUGAUAUAUAUAAUAUAUGUAUGUAUUUGUACAACCAAGAGGGUGGAAUAUGUAUAAUAAUAUUUUUUUCGUCGUGCAGGGAUAACUUAAUUAACAACCACGUCGUAUAAAAUCGAUGAAAUCGAUCAUCGACCUGGACGACAACGAGAUAUUCGAUAUCCUCGAGAAUCUUGGUGCGAGAUAACGAUCUUAUUAUCUUAUUUUUAAAAUAAUAAUAACGCUAAUAAUGAUAGUAGUGCGCCGAUAAAAUUGUGUCGUCGACUACCGAAUAGUUUUUUUUUUCUUUUUUAAAUCGGUGAAAGUAAAAAGAUUAUACAACAUAAAAAGAAAGAAAAGAAGAAGAAAAUAAACACGAAGGAACGAAGUUUCCGAAAUGCGUGCUAUUAUGUACAUAUGUCGUCGUGACCAAUCGUAAAAAAUCGUACACUAUGAAGUCGUCGACGAAUUAUAUAUAUAUAUAAUAUAUGUGACAAACAAAUGAGAAUAAUACACACAGAGUCGAUUGUUUUGAUAAAA
This is a messenger RNA of Vespula vulgaris, 2852 nucleotides long. RefSeq names its product proton-coupled amino acid transporter-like protein CG1139. Gene Ontology annotation, biological process: amino acid transmembrane transport. Gene Ontology annotation, cellular component: vacuolar membrane. The record is from RefSeq and is a predicted model, not a curated record. NCBI's taxonomy places the organism in Eukaryota, Metazoa, Arthropoda, Insecta, Hymenoptera, Vespidae. Gene Ontology annotation, molecular function: amino acid transmembrane transporter activity. The transcript is spliced from 8 exons. The coding region runs from base 761 to 2236 and encodes 491 amino acids.